Messenger RNA from Seriola dumerili (greater amberjack), 4106 nucleotides. It is a transcript of the gene sept3, whose product is annotated as septin 3. Gene Ontology annotation, cellular component: presynaptic cytoskeleton; cell division site; neuron projection. Lineage: Eukaryota; Metazoa; Chordata; Actinopteri; Carangiformes; Carangidae. Gene Ontology annotation, molecular function: GTPase activity; molecular adaptor activity; GTP binding. The transcript is spliced from 10 exons. The record is from RefSeq and is a predicted model, not a curated record. Gene Ontology annotation, biological process: cytoskeleton-dependent cytokinesis. Bases 170 to 1480 code for a protein of 436 amino acids.
CUGCCCAUUCAACACAAACAGCUGUGGCAGUAGUUCAAAGGGGGUCUUUGACCUGCCAUCCCAGCCACAGCACAGACUGUACCAGAGACCAGAAGAGACAACAACAUCAACAACAGCUUCUCUUCCACCAAACCAAGUGGAUUACUCUUCAGCGAAAAGAGCAUUUAUCAUGGAGGAACCAGAGGACCCCUAUUACGUCACCAUGUAUUACCCAGGCUCAGUGUAUGUGGACAUGUCAGACGUAGUUCCUCCAGAAGUGAGACCCAAACCAGUUGUCCCUGCCAAGCCCCCAAAUGUAGGGGCUCCUUCCCCCUCCAGCCCCUUUCCACCCCAGGGGCCAGGCGGUGGAGCAGGCAGCGGUGGCGUCUCCGCCCCUCCUCCGAGUGCCAUUCCAGUCCCAAUCGGGAGUCACGGCCCGGGCUUCGCUGCCAAUCACGGUAUUGGUCAUGGUGUGGGCCACGGUGCGGGCCAUGGUGGGGGCCAUGCUACAGCACACAGCGGAGGUCAUGGUCAUGGCGGCUCCCACAGCUCCAGCGGAGGAUCCACUCUGCUGGGGUACAUUGGUAUUGACACCAUCAUUGAGCAGAUGAGGAAGAAAACCAUGAAGACUGGCUUUGAUUUCAAUAUCAUGGUAGUCGGUAACAGCGGUUUGGGAAAGUCGACUCUUGUGAACACCUUAUUCAAGUCCCAAGUGAGCAGGAGGAGCGCAGGAUGGGCCCGCGAUGAGAAGAUCCCCAAAACUGUGGAGAUCAAAGCAGUGUCUCAUGUCAUUGAGGAGGGUGGUGUGAAGAUGAAGCUGACAGUCGUUGACACUCCAGGCUUUGGAGACCAAAUCAAUAACGACAACUGCUGGGAACCCAUUUCCAAGUACAUCAAUGAGCAGUAUGAGAAGUUCCUAAAGGAAGAGGUCAACAUCACCAGAAAGAAGCGCAUCCCUGACACCAGGGUGCACUGCUGUCUCUAUUUCAUCUCCCCAACCGGACACUCACUUCGGCAGCUAGACACCGAGUUCAUGAAGCGCUUGAGUCACUCGGUCAACAUUAUUCCUGUCAUUGCCAAAGCAGACACGAUGACCAUUGAGGAGAGGCAGGAAUUCAAACAGCGGGUAAGAAAGGAGCUGGAGAUGGGCGGGAUUGAGUUUUACCCGCAAAAAGAGUUUGAUGAGGACAUGGAGGACAAAAGUGACAAUGACAAGAUCAGAGAGGCGAUGCCCUUUGCUGUGGUGGGCAGUGACAAAGAAUAUCAAGUGAAUGGCAAACGAGUUCUGGGGAGGAAGACAGCAUGGGGAAUCGUAGAAGUUGAAAAUCCCAACCAUUGUGAGUUUGCUCAACUGAGAGAUUUCCUGAUCAGGUCUCACCUCCAGGAUUUGAAGGAGGUCACUCAUAACAUUCACUAUGAAACUUACCGUGCCAAGAGACUGAACGAGAAUGGAGGCCUACACCCCAUAUCCUCCAACGACACCCAAGAAAGCAACCUGUAGUCAGUCAGUCAGUCAGUCAGUCAGGGGAGGAGUUCAGAUAAAGUAAGAGUGAAAACAGUGCAAUGAAGCUGAUAGAUGAAUCUACAGAAUAUUAUAAUCAGUCACCACAGCAUCGCUGCAUGCUUGGAAAACAUUUAAAUCUGUAAAAAUUGGUGUUUUUUUGUUUUUUUUGUGAUUCUAAAUUUCACCGAUUGUUUAAUCCACAUUCUUCCCCACAUCAUCCUGACACAUACACAUAUCAAACCCCUCUAGUCCCAUUUCAGAGUAACUCCUUUGAAUAUUUGGAUGAAAGGACAGUCCUACCCAGAGACUUAGUGCCAUUAUAAAAGUAACAUUUUAUCUACUGCCAAUGCCUUGUCAUUUAUCAUUGUCCGGGUAGUAUGAGCUUAGAAAGUGCCAUGUUAUAAUGUGUAUAAGAGGAUUAUUUUAAAGUUUUAGUGUUGUGUAGCAACCAAUGUCUGAAUUCAGACAAAGGAAAUUAUUUGCUCUCAAUAUAAAAAUCAUAAUUCCUUUGUAGUAGUGAUGCAUGAGCCAGCUCUGUAGUUGACUCUGUACAAAUUGCUUUUUUAAAAUUCUCUUCAGUAACUGUUCAUUUGAAGAAAGACUCCCUGUGGCUUUACUGUCAGGAGGGCUUAACAAACAUUACAAAUUUGUUUAAUCAAAGUUCCCUCGCUCUGUUUGAGUUUGAUUUACCAUUUUGAAAUAGGUAACGUGUGCAGACCUGCAUACUAAGAUCAGAGACAGCUGCAACAUCAGUCACAUAUGAAAUGCAAUUCGGUGGGCGACAAUGUGUGUGUAAUUAAAGAGUCCUCUGGGCGCAUGACUGUGCAUAUCCCAGAUUCUGUGAUUCUAUUAAUCACCGUAAUAGAGCAAAAAACUAAAUGAACAGUUUGCGACAGUACGGCUCAGCAUAUGUUGUUACACCACAGUGGGUAGAGAGGAAAGGGGAGCUGUCAUUUGUGUGCAUUUGUGCUGUGCUCACCUGCAUUGGCUGACUGUGUUCUUACAGUGACAAUGGAGUGCAAUUAUACAACCAAUGAGUGGUUUUAUUAUUAUUAAAUAUUAUGUUUUUUUCUGGAGCCAGAUGGACUUGUGACCUAUUCUGCCACUUAAAUUGACAACAUGCACCCAAUUUUAAUGCAAAUCUAAAAGCCUGCAAAGUUUAAUUUAAAAUGUAUUACUUUAUAGAAAUAAUAGAUUAACAUGGCAAAUGUCAUGAAAAAUCAAAUUUAAUUUACAAGCUCACUCAACAGAAGUAAGUCAUAUGGUGUAAAUCAGUAAGUGAAAAUCACUAGUCUUUGCUCAAGUUUUUUUUUGUUUGUUUUGUUUUUGUUUUUUAUUUGGUAGGCUUGGUUGAUUUAAUGCAUUUUCAUCCUAAUUGUAUCCACUCACCAUGAGAAGUGUAUUUUCUGCCCCCCCCCCCCCCCCCCAAACAAAAAAAAUUCCAUCCACUGGUGGUAAGUGGUAUACCUGUGCAACAAGUCGAAUAACAACAAGUCUGAACUGAAAACUAAAAACUGUUUUAUAUUAUUUAUAGUUUGAUGUCAUGUGCCAUGCAGAGUAUUGGUGAACGUAACAGUGAUCUGACCCAGAGAUGAGGACAGUAUUUUGCUUGUUUUUGUGUUGCUAUUUUAAAAUUGAAUUCCUCUUGUUCACCACUUGGUGGCAGCACUCUGCCAUGUAAAAGCAGUAACUCAACAGAACAAGAAAUAGGUACUUGGAUGUUGGUCCAAGUACCUAUUUCUUAUUCUUAAAACAUAUUGACUGGUUCUUGACCACUGUUGAGUUGUUCUGUUGCUUUACUGCUUUACUGCUUUGUGUCCUAAGCUGACACUCCAACUGUCAGUUUUUUCAUAUCAAAUCCAGUCUCAUUUCCUGAUGAAGUUUACAGAGUUUGGAUCCUCCACUGCUGUCAGUGAUAACUAAUACAGUAUAUCUCUCCAGAUCAGGUUUACAAGAAGCUUCAAGCUUUAACCCCAUAGUAUGCAGUCAGUGGGUGGGUGUAAUUAUUUAAAAUCAAUACAUUUAUUAAGUUGUAAACAUUCCUACUGUUCUACCAUGUACUGUCUGCAGUAGAGCACAAAGAUGCCAAAACCACAAGUAAAUCAAUCUUUGAAAAGCUAUCAAUAUUUUUGUUUUAAGUUGAAUCAUCAUUUUAUACAAACAUACACAUUUUUGCGAUUUUGAUAUGAAGUGUGAUGUCUGCAACAAAUGAUAAUAGUCAUCUGUGAUUUUAGUGCAGUCAAAGGUUUUCAAGCAGAAAUUUGAAAGUGUUUGUGUGUGCAUGCUUGUAUCCAUAUUGCCCAUUCGUUUACAGAAGUUCACACAUCACUGCAACUUUAAAUCAACUUAUCAGCUAUUUCUGAGUGUGUGAUGUGUACAUUAAAUUGCUAUAUCAUGAAGUAAAACGCUGCUGUCUUAACUCCUGUAACUAAAGUGACGGCCCACUGUCCACCUAUCACUCAUUCCUUUGAAUCAGUAUAACUUCACCUUGUAAAUCUAUUUAAUAACCACUUUUCUCAAAGUUGCUGUGACACAUUGAGAGAUAAUUUCUAGUGUUGUAUUAUUUAUACAUUAAUGUCUUAUUAUUAUUAUUGUAAUUUAUUCUUUAUUUAAUAAAGCACAU